Molecule: messenger RNA, 876 nt
Organism: Capsella rubella
Lineage: Eukaryota; Viridiplantae; Streptophyta; Magnoliopsida; Brassicales; Brassicaceae
Product: V-type proton ATPase subunit c''2
Exons: 4
Coding region: 71-610 (179 amino acids)
Biological process (GO): proton transmembrane transport
Cellular component (GO): proton-transporting V-type ATPase, V0 domain
Molecular function (GO): proton-transporting ATPase activity, rotational mechanism
Source: RefSeq, a predicted model, not a curated record
UUUUGUCUCCUCCUCCGAAAGAGAGAGAAUCAAUCAGAUCAUAUUGAAGAGAUAGAGAUAGAGAGAGAAAAUGUCCGGUGCGGCUGCUAUUCACGCGAGUUCAUGGGCCGCGGCUCUGGUGAGAAUCUCUCCGUACACUUUCUCCGCCAUCGGAAUCGCCAUCUCCAUCGGCGUCUCCGUUCUCGGCGCUGCCUGGGGAAUUUACAUUACCGGAAGUAGUUUAAUCGGUGCCGCCAUUGAAGCUCCUCGUAUCACUUCCAAGAAUCUCAUCAGUGUAAUCUUCUGUGAAGCUGUGGCUAUAUACGGAGUUAUUGUUGCGAUUAUACUACAGACGAAGUUGGAGAGUGUGCCAUCGUCGAAGAUGUAUGAUGCAGAGUCUCUAAGAGCUGGUUAUGCAAUCUUUGCUUCUGGAAUCAUUGUUGGAUUUGCUAACCUUGUAUGCGGGUUAUGUGUAGGAAUCAUUGGGAGCAGUUGCGCGUUAUCUGAUGCUCAGAACUCGACGCUCUUUGUAAAGAUUCUUGUGAUUGAGAUCUUUGGGAGUGCUCUCGGGCUAUUUGGAGUUAUCGUCGGGAUCAUUAUGUCAGCUCAAGCUACAUGGCCUACAAAGUAGAUAUAUAAACUGGUAUUUGUGGAAUUGUACUCUAUACCGGUUACGAUGUAUCUUUCGAAAUCCUGGAAGAAUUACACAUAUUUUGUUUUAUCUUCUUGGCUGUUAUAGUCUCUUGUGUAGAAGAAAAUCUUGUUUCUAUUUGAAAUCCCUAUUUUUUGGUAAUGUUCAAACUUGGGAAUAAGUCACUUGGAGAAACCUCUUCAUGUUUGUAUUCUUUGGUUCUUUUGUGACAAAAUGAUAAGAGUUUAUAUAUGUUUUCUUGUUGA